Molecule: messenger RNA, 3106 nt
Organism: Labrus bergylta (ballan wrasse)
Lineage: Eukaryota; Metazoa; Chordata; Actinopteri; Labriformes; Labridae
Biological process (GO): regulation of transcription by RNA polymerase II
Molecular function (GO): DNA-binding transcription factor activity, RNA polymerase II-specific; RNA polymerase II cis-regulatory region sequence-specific DNA binding
Source: RefSeq, a predicted model, not a curated record
CGAGACUUGCAUUGCUCACAUUCCCAGAUGCCAACCAGCAAGCAAGCAGCAGCAGCAGCAGGACGACUGGGCGCCGCAGUUAUGAAUGUAACCGAAGUAUUUAAUGUAAUUAAUGAUGUCAGAGAGUAACUAUCAGAGAUUCGUACUCUGGCUUUCAUGCUCUGGCUUUUACCGACCGAUAUAUUUGGCUGUUAACGUUAAUUUACUCCGGUAGCUCGAUGGGCUAGCAGCUACAGGCUACGUCUCAUAGGUUUGUUCUGUUUACAUGUUAGCUCACUUCAGCGGUAAUAUUCACGAACACGUCACGAUAAGAUGUAUUACAUGCGAAUUGCUUUGAUAUGUGUCUAAUGCAAAUGUAGCGUGGCAGCAUCUUAAAGCAGUUAUUGAAUGGAGUAACCACGCCGUCCUGCAUCUGCCACUACAGGAAAACAUUGGUGUAAAUCACUUUUUUUUUGCGAUUAAAACGCCGACGUAAGAGGACAAUGGAGUGUGUAAGGGGUGCUUUCCACGCACAGCUGGCUACUGUCAUGGAUUCCCUGCUGGCAGCUGCUGUGUGUGAGAUCGCCAAGAUCUUUGAGAGCAGCCUGAUUGAACAGCAGGCGGAGCUGGCUCAAAAAACACAAGAGAUCUCCAUCCUCAGAGGCAAGCUGCAGAAGGUGGAGAGGAGGCCGAAGGUGAAGGGUGGAGGCAGCGAGGAGGGGGAUUUGUCAUCGGGCGACAAGGAGGCAAGCUCGAGACAGCAGAGCCUAACAACAUCAGGACUUAAUGUGGGAAAGGAUUCAUCCUCUCAUUCAGUCCCAGUAAAUGGACUCAGACACAGUGUGCUGAAAGAGGAGGUCACAGGCCAGGAUGGAGCUUCAGUCAAAAAUGAGCGAGCUGGAUCGCGGCCUAACCUUGAGUCGGUUGCAGUUCAAGCACCUGAGGGUAGCCUUUCUGCUGUGGAUCAGAGGCAGAUAGAUACCCUGCAAGCCAAGGCCAAAUUGUCUCAAUGGAAGCAGGGCAGUCAAAGCACAGACCACCGACCCCUUGAGGAUCAAGUAUCCGCCCCUUUUCUCUCCAUCUCUCAAAGUGGACGAUGCUCCCCAGGGACUGACCCAGACCUAGCUCAACCAGGGGAGUGGUUGCCAGGGCUUGACACCUCUCGAGGUGGUCUGGAGAGUAUGCAGGCACACGGAACCAGCUGCUCUGGCACAGCUGGCAGCAGCGCUGGCACAGACGCACACAGCUACAGACCUGGUUUCGGCUCUGAUGAGACCAGCAACGAGGAUGAUGAAAGCUCUUUUCCCUUCAUGGACCAGGAACCUGAGAACCAUAACUCCAAUCAGACGUCAGUGCAGGGUCCAGGUGUGGUGAUAAGAGGGGCACGGCAGGUUCAACCACAAACACCUUCUAGCGAAUCAUCAUGGAGACCAAGAGAAGACACAGGGGGUAGAUGCCCCAUCAGUCACACUCGGCGGGUCACAACUUUUGCCAAUAGAGACCCUCUUCGAUCACAAUCCAAUUCACAGCUGCUCACGCUACGACACGCAAACACUCUGAGUCACCCUGCAGCUCUUAGCGGGGGGAAUGGGCGACCCUACACCUGUCCGUAUUGUACCAAGUGUUUCACCUACCCCUCCCACCAGCGCAGACACCUUUUACGCCACACAGGAGUCCGACUGCAUCCCUGUCAGUUUUGUGAAAAGAGCUUCCUCACUCCCUCCGAGCUUACUGUGCACACCCGCACACACACGGGGGAGCGGCCUUUCGGCUGCGCUCAGUGCGGUAAACGCUUUGCCCGCAGCGGAAACUUGAGAGCCCACCAACGGGACGUUCACAUGGGGAAGAGACCCUUUGCAUGCACAGAGUGUGGAAAGAGAUUUGCACACAGGGGGAACUUGAGAGUGCACAAUCACAGAGUCCAUCAAGGUGAUCCCUAUUACAUAGACGAUCAGCAGGAGCCCGACCUGGGCCAGAAUCCCAUCUGAAGGAUUGAAAAUGAUUGGCCUGCACUUACUAAGUUUGCUAAAUACACCCUCAGAAGUUUUUUCAGGAUUGCCUUUUAUAUCACACAGAAACUCAUUUGCAGAACACGCAAGUGAGUAAUUGAAGGUUUUGCUUUCAUUUUUUUUGUUGGUAAAUUAAAAAGUUGUUUUGGUGCAAUCUUUUACCACCAUUAGUGUUUUAUAUUAAUGAGAUACAUGGUCAAAGGAAAUUAAAAUUAAAAUUAAAUUAGAUUGAGUUGUUUAAUUUAUAUUCAAAUUCAGUUCAUUACCACUAAGUAAGCACACCUUGUAUUUAUCCCAAAAAUAAGAAAUACUGUCUAUUUUUCUCAAGGAUGACCUCAUGUGCACAAUGUCUUUUCCUAACCGAUUUAAGUUAUUUUUAUCUUUUUAAAGUUAAGAAACAACAUAUUAAAGACAGUAUAGUUUGUAUUAGAUUUAGACACGUGGCAUGCAGAGGUAGGAUAGCUCGACUCUCACGUCAUGUGGGCAAUUCUCUUCAAACUUUUGUUCUGUGUUGUAAAAUGGAAAAAAUUUGAUGCUACAAGUCCAUAACUAUGUCGUCACAGACGAGCUGUGCUUUUAUUUACAUCCUCUUUUUGCAAUGUGAAAUAAAAUUCUGUACAUGUGUGCAAAAAUAAAAUCUCAUCUGACUGACCCAUCAAUGCAAUGUACCCCAUUAUGUUUGGCAUCACUCUCAACCAAACACCAGGGGGCACUGUCAACUAACAGCAUGCAUUGAAAUGCUUUGGACAGAAUUGCAAAUGUAUUUUUGAUAGUGUCACUCUCUGCUUGUUUUACCGGGUGCCCUAUAUUGUCAGAUCUUUUUUUACUGAUGUUUGCACUUGUGUCAUCAUGGCACAUUUCUCAUGGCCGUGGUCUGUAAGCCUGUGCUUAGCAAAAUCAAAUACCAGUCUUUGGUUUGCUAUGUUGGAAAUCCACUGACUUUGCCUGAGUUUGUGUUGUGUCUGUUAGUAACAAGGAGUUAUUUACAAUAACAUGUUAAGCUCUGUUACUGUAUGUGCGCAUUGUUUUAAUGAAAGAAUUGAAGCGUCAAAUAAGAUUAGAAUAUGUUUUCAAUCAUCAACACAAAAACCUGUGUGAAAUAAAUGCUGAAAGUUGAA